Dothidotthia symphoricarpi CBS 119687 is the source of this 615-nucleotide messenger RNA. RefSeq lists its product as uncharacterized. NCBI's taxonomy places the organism in Eukaryota, Fungi, Ascomycota, Dothideomycetes, Pleosporales, Dothidotthiaceae. The transcript has a single exon. The record is from RefSeq and is a predicted model, not a curated record. The coding region runs from base 160 to 480 and encodes 106 amino acids.
CACGAAUAGUUCUACUUUUGAUAAACGAAGAAUUAUAUUAUGAUAUACAGUGUUAAUACUCAAGUUGUGCGGCUUAGAGAGUGCUACAAACGUCCCACCUGUCCUCAGCUCGGAGUUAACCGUUGCACCUAGUCGAGACGCAUCGCUCCACCACUAAAGAUGGCCAAGAAGAAGAAGAAGAAAACCAAGGGCAAUAUAGAAACAAGAAUCUCGUUUAUGUACCCGAUGCCACACCAGAUUGUAGUAGAUGCAAUCUCAGACGAAGUACUGUUAGCAUGGUUACAAGAAGAUGAGGAUAACGACAACGUCAACAACAAUUACCUGAUAACUGUUAAGGCUUGUUUCAGCUAUCUCAAUAAUGCCUGUAACCAGUGGGGAUGGAGCAGCAGAAGGAUAGCUAUCAAGAAAAGAGGAUACUACAAGAAUAGGCACAAUAAUGUAGUAAUCAAUCAGCAUUGUAAAUUAUGCAGUCAGCUUUAGAACUCUACUACUGGGUUAAGAUUUGUACGUCGAACGAGUUGCAUACCGGCUCAAGAAGUGGGCAGGCAUUCAAAUGGUAGAGCAAAGACACAAUAUAAUCAAAGGCCCACCUCAUGAGUCAUUGCUUAGCAAGGG